AAGAGUCUUUCCUAAUACAUUACGUGGUUUAAUGCAUGAAAUUGGAGUAUCAGAAGAGCAAGGAUAAAACUGACUGUGAAAAUUUUGUGCGUUCCGAAAGAGCCUUUUUGUUUUCGGAAAAAAAAAAUUGUUAAUUCCGUUGUGGCAAAGGCUCUCAGCCCCCCCGCGCUCGCUAGAAAACGCUCGACGCAAUAAUGCAAUGAUGGAUGUAUUGUGGCUUAAUGACUGAAAACAUGGAGGAGAAUGAUGCCGUUUUGUGCUCAUAUAUAUAACUCAAGUCGCGUGAGAGUUUUAGAAAAGGGCGCAGAAAAUCGGCACAACACAGCACUUUGUGAACUCAUUGCUCCAUCAUCAUCAUCAUCAUCAUCAUCAUAUCCAACACCUUCAUUAAAUAUAUAAUACUAAAUUAACCAUACACACUAGACAAACAGGACGGGGAAAAAUCGUUUUAAUUUUUGCAAAUAAUCAAUUUUUUUGUAACAAUUUUCUCGAUUUCUUUCUGACUGAUCUGGUGUUGUGUGUGCAUUAAACUAAUAACGAGGAAGGGCACAAAGCAACAGAACAAGAUAAAAAAGUAAUCUCAAAAAGCUCUCAACGCGACGAACGACGAUCAUAAGCAUCAUCUAAAGCACCUUCACAUCAUCUUAAAAUAAGAUUCAAAAUUCAAACCAGUCAAACGGAGCAUCUUAACAACCUUAACAAAAUGGCGUAUGGUGGACAUUCCUUUGGAAAGAAAACAUUUCACAAACCGACUUAUUGCCAUCAUUGUUCGGAUUUAUUGUGGGGCCUAAUUGGACAAGGAUACAUAUGUGAAGUUUGCAAUUUCAUUCUUCAUGAGAAAUGUGUCACCAAUGUCGUCACGCCAUGCUCUGGAAUCGCACCAUUCUUGAUUAAAAAUCCCGUUGCACAUUGCUGGUCGGAACCGACGCAUCAUAAGAGAAAAUUCUGCAAUGUAUGUCGUAAACGAUUGGAUGAAGUUCCUGCCGUUCAUUGCCUGAUAUGCGAAUACUAUGCGCAUAUCGAAUGUCAAGAUUUUGCCAUAGCUGAUUGCAAGGAGAACGCAACGUAUGUUCCGGGAAAGGACUUGAGUAGCGUGAAGCAUGUUCAUCAUUGGCGUGAAGGGAACUUGCCACAAUCAUCUAAGUGUGCUGCCUGUAAGAAGACGUGCUGGUCAUCGGAAUGUCUAACAGGAUAUCGUUGCGAAUGGUGCGGCUUUACGACUCACGGAGGCUGUCGUCAUUAUGUUUCUCAAGAAUGCACUUUCGGUGCUCUUCAGCCAAUCUAUUUACCACCACAUGCUGUUUCGAUUCCGCGAACUGAAGUGCCGAUGGAAGCAAUAUUAGGUGUCCAAGCGAAAAAUAAACAAAUUCCAAUGCAACGCGAAUAUUCAUGUCCUGAACUCCGUACUAUAAGUUUAUGUGAUAGUGAUAGCGAUCUUUUUAUGCAAACGUAUAAUGUAAUUCAUCGAAAGUCUAGUGACUCGUCUCACUCGGCUGCAGUUUCCUAUUAUAGUGGAACUGAGAGUCAACAAAGUGUGAGUGAUAGAUCAUUUUACGAUAAUAUUGCGGUAGAUGAUGUAUUUGAGCACCAUCAUCAUCAUCAUCACCAUACUCAUCAUUCUCAUAAUAUUAAUAAUAAUAAUCAUCACUACACAAAGGCUAGAAAUUAUCUUAUGCCGCCUAUAAAUAAUCUACCACUUAGACUCUUAAAGAAUCCACACGUAAAUGUAAAUAGGAGUGUAUCGUUUCAAGGAACGUGUGGUCCUUAUUUAACACCACGACAGAAUAUUAUAGUAAGGAGAAGACAUGAUGAGAAUUUGUUUCCUGACACGCCAUCCGAUUUUGGUUCAACACGAUCAUCAAUAUCACCAUCAGGCUCAAAUCCGUCACGAAACAAUACAUGCGAUUGUAGUAGUAUUAUUCCUAUAACAAAUGUACAAAAUGAUCGUAGUUUAAUGGAUGAAAGUUAUUGCUAUAAAUAUCAUUAUGAUAAGAAGUAUGAUGGACCAUUUUAUCUCAAAAUGCUAAGACGAAUGCAAAAGAUUUUUAAGCGUCAGUCUAAAAAGUCUGAAAGAGCACGCAGCAUAUCAGACGACUUAAGUAGCGGAGAUGCUGCACGUUUUCGAGACGAUGAAUAUGGGAAAUCGGAAACGGCGAGUGGAAUGGGAAGUUCCAGUGCACGAAAUGAGUCGGCGCAUAAGGGCGAAAGAGAUAAAGAGAAAAAAGAAAAAGACAAAGAGGAAUUUGAAGAAACAAUUAAAGUCUUUGAUGGAAAUUGUUCAUUACGCAGACGAAUAUUUCGUGCAAUCACUGUUCCUCGAACAUGCAAUUUGGAGCAAUUAUUGACGACUGCUUUACGAGCUUUUCACAUCGCGAGAGAGCCUAAUCAAUUCUAUUUGACGGAUUUAUAUGCAACAAACGGGGAUGAAAUUCAGAUUCAGGACCCAACACCCGUUUUGAAUUUACACAAAAUUGAAGGCAAAAGGCCAGCUAUAUUUUUAAGAUUUCGUGAUAAAGAAAUUGAUAAAGGAUUUGUUCGCGUAUAUCCAGGCAAGCUGCAAGUAGAAGAACCUUAUGUGACUGUUCAAGUAGAUAACGAUACAACUGUCAAAGAUUUAAUUCGCGAUGCACUCAACAAUUUCGGACUACAAGAUCAUCAAGUUGACGACUAUAGAUGCUUAGAAAUUCUCCUCGAUCGUGGCGUUAGUGAGCGUGUUUUAUCAUGGAAUGAACGACCUUGGGAAAUAAUGAAACAAUUAGCGAAAGAUUCAAUUAGACAAAUGGAAUUAAUGCGCUUUUACUUGCAAUUAAAACAGGAUCCACAUGGACCAAAUGUAGCAUUGUACGUUGGAAAUUUACCAUUAGGUCUUUCACAGCGUAAUUAUGAGCAAAUUUUAAUUGAAAUUUUGGGUUCUGAAAAUAAAUUUUCGAGCAUCGGUCCUAUUUACUAUGAAUAUGGUUCUCUUGUCAUCACAUACGAGAAUGCAUCGAAGGCUGUACGGGCUCUUUAUGCAUUGAGGGAAUCGAAAUCCGAUGACAAACAACUGCUCGUCCUUUUGCUGCCGAAUAUAGAACCAAGUAUGGUACCUACAGGUGUAAAGCCACUCCUAGUAUUUGUGAAUGUUAAAUCUGGUGGAUGUCAAGGAUUAGAAUUGAUAAGUAGCUUCAGAAAAUUAUUGAACCCUUACCAAGUGUUUGAUUUAGAUAACGGAGGUCCAUUGCCAGGAUUGUACGUCUUUCGUCAUAUUCAAGACUAUAAAAUUCUGGUGUGUGGAGGGGAUGGAACCAUUGGUUGGGUAUUACAAUGUUUAGAUAAUGUAGGUCAAGAUUCUGAAUGUUCAAGUCCACCAUGUGCAAUUGUUCCUUUAGGAACUGGUAACGACUUGGCACGUGUGCUGAGAUGGGGAGCUGGCUAUACGGGAGGCGAAGAUCCAUUAAACUUAUUACGUGAUGUCAUUGAUGCAGAAGAGAUUCGCCUCGAUCGCUGGACAGUAGUAUUUCAUCCAGAAGAUAAGCCAGAGGACGUUGCGCCAAAGGCGCCAACAAAUUCAACUGGUAAGAAGAAGAAGGAUCAGCAACAGACCGAAGCGAAUUCACAAUCGAAUCAGCACCAUCAUCAUCAUGCAACAACCAUAACUACACCACUUUGUCAAGUUGUCGGUGGACAGAGCGAGGACAAUUCACAAAUCUUUGUCAUGAACAACUACUUUGGAAUCGGUAUUGAUGCUGACUUAUGCUUAGACUUCCACAAUGCUCGAGAAGAAAAUCCAAAUAAAUUCAAUUCACGCUUACACAAUAAAGGUGUUUAUGUCAAAAUGGGAUUGCGCAAAAUGGUUGGGCGUAAGAUGUGUAAGGACUUGCAUAAAGAAAUUCGAUUGGAAGUAGACGGAAAACAUGUUGAAUUACCACCUGUUGAGGGAAUCAUUAUUUUGAACAUUUUGAGUUGGGGAUCUGGCGCUAAUCCAUGGGGUCCAGAGAAGGAGGAUGCAUUCUCAAAACCAAAUCAUUGGGAUGGAAUGUUGGAAGUCGUCGGUGUAACAGGUGUCGUGCAUUUAGGACAAAUUCAAUCCGGUUUGAGAUCAGCUAUGCGGAUUGCUCAGGGUGGUCACAUAAAAAUUCAUCUUCAUUCCGAAACUCCUGUACAAGUAGAUGGAGAGCCAUGGGUGCAAAGUCCUGGUGAUGUUGUCGUUCUUAAAUCUGCACUAAAGGCUACAAUGUUGAAGAAAAUAAAAAGCAAAAGGAGAUUAACAGAGCCACACAUUUCGCCGGCAGUUGCUGGAAGUUCAGGGGCUCCAGAAAAUAAUGGAGAUCGUGACAAGGAACCAUUGAGUGGCACAUAGAGAAAACGUCCGUUCGGUCCAAGUUUACUUUUCUCUUGUUUCUUAUAAAACAAUGCACAAGAUUAAUCAAAAUUUAUAGAAUUUAGUUCAAAUAAUAAUUUAAAGUUGAAACUGAAAUGCCAAAAAAAUAGAAAAUGAAAAAUUUAUUUUAAUUAAUUUGAUAAUUGAAAGAGUAAAAAAUAACCAAUUUAUGUUCUUGAAGCAAAGGAAAGCUUUAGAGAUAUUUUUGUUAAGACUACCUGCUUACUUGAAUAGUUUAAACUAUGUGCCAUUGAAAUGAAAAACUAAUGAAUUAUGAAGGAUUUUUUAAAGAUAAAGUUGAUAUAAAAACUAAAAUGAUUUACAUAAAAAAGAGUCACUGAAAUUACGUUCAUGCACAAAGACAUAAAAAAUACACAAAAAGAUACUUGAUGGUGUAAAAAAACCAAACAUUAUCUCACGAUAUUACACAUUUAAUUUUUUUCACAUUCCCUGCCGUUUUACAACAUUUCAAAUAAUAUUUACAAUUGUCCAAAAAAAAUUCUCUCACAUAAUGAACUUGAUGAUUGUAUGAUUGUAUAUACAAUUCACAAAACACAAAUUAAGAACCUUCCUCAUGUUUAUCAAACAAAUGGAAUUUCCUUUUCCCUCCACUUUUU
Messenger RNA from Chironomus riparius, 4977 nucleotides. The record is from the annotation of a GenBank genome assembly. NCBI's taxonomy places the organism in Eukaryota, Metazoa, Arthropoda, Insecta, Diptera, Chironomidae.